CAUCUUCAAGAUGCAUCUUCAGAGGCCUCAGUCGAAAUCUGACUUUCCACGAUGAAGGGUGUUAGUGUUUUGUUUUUCUUAGGGCUAAGUACGGGCUGGUCCCAAGCCAUAUUUUUAAACCACAGGCCAUUUCCAACAUACAGUCUGGAGAACAUGCCCCAUACGACUUUUUCCUGUAGGGAAAAAAUCUUGGGAGGAUACUAUGCAGAUGUAGACACCCAGUGCCAAAUGUUCCAUAUUUGUGUUAAGGUCGCUGGAAUUGGGAUCCAGGACUUCCGAUUCUUGUGUCCCAACGGUACAGCAUUUGAUCAAGAUCAUCAAAUAUGUGCGGAGUGGGAAGACAUAGAUUGUGAUGCCAGUACUCUUUAUUAUUCUAGCGACAACUUCGAUUUAUACCGUCUAGGAUCAGGAUUUGAAUCCAAAGCUUUGAAAUACGGAGAAGAAGAAGAGCCUUUCUCGCUGCAAAGAGCCGAAACAGGAGAUGCAAGGAUAAACCGAGAACAACAAGCUCGUGUAGUAGAUCAAAAGAAAGCUCCAAGAAACUACAAUGCCGCAAGACAAAACUUCAAUACUCAAAACAAUAACAAUAAUGAAAAAGAAAUAUUUAAAAGUUCCAGCACUUCUAACUUUUAUAAUAACAGAAACAAUGGAAAAGAAAGAGAUGAAGAUUACGAUGAUAAUGUAAAUAUUAACCAAAAUCAAGACUACGAACAGAAGAGAAAAGUGGUUAGAAACAAAGUAAGAAGGCCAGUACAAAAUAAUCAAAAUGACUAUAACAGAAAUAAUCAACAAAAUAAUCAAAACAACAACAGAAACAACCAACAGAAUAAUCAAAACAGAAAUAAUAAUAAUAACAAUAGAAACCAAAAUACGGAUUACAAUAGAAACCAAAAUACUGAUAACAACAGAAACCAAAAUUCUGACUACAACAGAAAUCAAAAUAAUGACUACAACAAAAAUCAAAAUACUGAUUACAACAGAAAUCAAAAUAAUGAAUAUACUAAAAAUACUCAACAACCAGUUGCUCAAACUAGACGUCCAACGACUAAAUUCACAGGUUUUGUUAACAAUUUCGCUGGUAGUUAUGAACCUACCACUUCUAAACCAACAUCCACUACUCUUAACACAGAUCAAUACACUACAGCGAUCAACAAUUAUAAACAUAGAAACGGACAAAGACAACGUCAACAAGAUUUUACAGAUAGCCCAGUAUAUACUAUUAGUACACCUGCUCCAUUUAGACAACAAUCUUCGCAGCAAUAUAACCCACCUCCUACUAGAACUGCUAACAAUAAUGGCCAGUAUUAUAGUUCUACCUCAGCUCCUCAGAAAAAUACUGAGAAUUAUCUCAAAAAAAGCACUAACUAUGAUGAACUAAUCGAUAUUCCCAAAAUUAAGCCCGCUACUUCAACAACACAAAAUUACAAUACCCAGUAUGAUGUGACAAAAACAAAACCCGCUAGCAGUACUGGUGGGCAAUACAAUAGACAAUUCGAUAAUCAGAGGACUACUGCUAGUCAAUAUGAAACUACUAAAGUAAAACAGAACUACAACAAUUAUAAAUCGACAGUAAAUGAUAAAACUGAGAAUUAUCCCAGUAACAAUCCUAAGUAUACCAGCACAUUUGAUAAGAAGCAAACUACUCCUUAUAAACAGAAUGAAAACUACCCUACUACAUUGAGCCCCAAGCCUUUUAGUUUGAACAAUAAUAACAACAAUUUCCCAACGACUUUUGCUCCAAGAACCAAUGCUGGCUAUAGUCAAAUAGCUCAACAGACUGCAACAUAUAAUCAGAACAAAAAUACUCAGAAUAGUCAAUCUUCAGCUACUGGAUUUAGCAGUACUCCAAAGGUUACUCCUUUCACCCAGUACACACCAACAGUUCCUAAGUUGAGCUCUACUACUCCUGUUAGCAGGUCCCAGUUUAGAUUAGCUAAAGCGAACACUACCUUAUUGGAUAUAAAAGUGGCAAGAUCCAGUCGCUUCGAUGAAACACAAUACGAUGAUGGUUCGUACAGCUCGAAGUAUGACUAUGAUGGCGACAGAAGAGACGAUGAAUUUCUAAAAACUGCUCACAGCCAAAACAUUGCAGCAAGCCGUAAUGAACUCUCCAGAACAACUAAAGCACAACAGUCAACUCAAUCACACCAAGCAACUCACUCACAUCAACCAACUCACUCACAUCAACCAACUCAAUCACAUCAACAAACUCAAUCACAUCAACAAACUCAAUCACAUCAACAAACUCAUUCACAUCAACCAACUCAAUCCCAUCAACAGAGAACGACCUACGAUGUCCCCAAGACUACAAAACAAGCUUCAAAGGCUACAGAAUCUCCGAAAACAAGCACACAGCCUGAGAAAAAGUCUCUGUUAAUUCUACCUAAAAAGGUCAAGGAUGUCAGUUAUGACUACGCUUACUACGAUAGUAAUGUUGGUAGUGAACCUGACUAUGAAAUUGAUACUGAAAUUAAAAAAUCAACUGUGACAAAUUAGGCACCUUUUUUUAUUAAUCGCUGAUUCCGUAUCAAAUCUUUUAUAAUUUAAACUUUACAUUUACUUAUAUGUAUAUAGAUACAAUGUCAGACGUUAAAUUAAAUAUUAUAUUGCAAAAAUAGUAAUUUUAAAAGGGUUUUUAGCUUACCUGGUUUUAUUUGUGUUUUAUACACUCUUCCAUCAAUAUUUGUAGACAAUCUUCAAGUUUAAAGGAUGUGAUACUGACAGUAUAUUAAUAUUUUUUUAGUUAGUUGAUUCAGACAAGAACUGUUUAGUUGGUAAUUCUUCAAUUUCUUUCAUUCGUUUAUUUUUUUACACUAAGCCGUAAAUUUGUUAUUAAAGAGUAAAGUGUAAUUUUAUUUCAUGUAAAAUAUUUGUCAUUUUUUAUACAGGGUGUUUCACUAACAAUGGAAAAAUCUGUUAAAAGUUAAAGUUAUUUUUCCUUUUAUGCAAUUAAUAUGAACAUUCAUGGUUAUUGACUUGAUUUGACUCUACUUUGGUCUUUAGUUGAGAUUGAAAUAUUUGUUUUUUGUUACGUUAUUUAUAGAGGACUCUACUUAUACCUACAACUUUGAUAAAUAUGGUAUUAUAUUUUUUCCUGUGCACUAUACAUAUAACAACGAAUCGUUUUCCAAAUAAUAAAAGAACCAUUUUUUAUAUAAAAAAUCAUUAUUUUUUUAAUAUUUGAAUUAAAAAAUUCUACUAAACAUUAAAAAAACAAUUUAGAUACUUAAUGCCCUAUUUUUUGAACACUUUUGUAUCUUUCCUAAUGAGGUAAAAUUUCUGAAAGUAUAUCGCAUGUAAAGUAUGCCUUAUAUUCUUUCAUUCCCAAAGACCAAUGUAGUUGUAAAAAUAAACACUAGCGUUAAAAUUGUAGCGAUUUAAAAAAGUGUCCUAAUUCACAAUGAAACACUUUUGUUACAAAUAGACCACAUCUCGAUUUAAUACGUGAAAAAAAUAAAUAAAUAUUAACAUUCAAUACAAAAAGUUUAUUAAUAUGCGAAACAGUGAACUUAAUCAAAUCUAGUAUUGGGAAAUAGUCUUCAAAAAUAGUCUUCAAAAAUAGUCUUCAAAAAUAGUCUUCAAAAAUAGUCAUCAAAAAUAGUUUCAAAGGGUAAAACAAAAGAAAUGUUUGUGAUUAACGCAUGUUUGGUACUAAUGGUUCAGUUUUAAUCACUCUGCCUUUUCUGGAAAAAAAUGUAGUUAAUCAAUAACUUCAAAAGAACCCUGGGCAUUGUUUCUAACCUAUUUUUAACAAAAAGUCUCUGACAUAUACAAAAAAAUCCACUUUAACACACAAAAUUUAAAAACUCCCACAAUAUUUCCCAAUAUUUGAAAUUAUUUUCCGAUUAAAAAAAAAAAACAUUUAUUUUAUUUGUUCUAUAAAAUAGUCAAACAUUAAAAACUUAAAAAUAACUAGAACAUCAGUGAAAUACUAAAUCAAAAUACCAAAAAUCAAUAUAAUUUAUUUUUUAAGACGGUACCUACUGUUAGAAUUGUCAAUUUUAUCAGAUCACUGAUAACUAACUUUAACUGACGACGCAACCAAAUAAUUACACAAAGAAAAGUAUACGAUUGUAGGGGAUCGACCAAAAUCAACGUGGUCAAACCGAUUGUACCAAAAAUUCACAUAUUUUAAAUAGGCAUUCAUCUUUUCCCUUCUUUUCCUUAUUUUUGCAGUAAAAAGUCCCAUGAUAUGGAAAAAUCCCCCAGGUCCUCGAUUCUCGACUUUUUAGGAAAGUUUUCCCAUAGUAAAAAUUCCACUGCUUAUUGUCCAGUGGUAUUUUAAAACGGUAUUCUCCACUAGGUUAGGAAUCUAAUUCGUAUGGGAAUUUUGAUUAUUCGUAUAUCCAACGUAUGUCUGGUACUAAAUACGAAAAUGUUGGAAACUGACCAAUAAUAAUUAAGAUAUUUCAAUACUUUCAAGUUGUUGUGUUGGGGAGAUUGAUUCUUCUCAUGUCAAUGAUGAUAAAUAAUGUCAGUUUUUGAUUUUUGUUCUUUCCUCGCUUUAAAACAAAUUAAUUGUGUGAUCGAUACAACGAUAGAUACAAAGAAAAAAAUAGGUCAGAGAAAAAAAUUUCGAUAUCUGCAAGUAGAUCAGAGGCCACCUAUCAUUUGAUAGUCUAAAUAAUUUUAUAAUGUUUGUUUUAUUUAUAGAUUGAAAGGGAUCUUUUGCCUCAUUUUUUCACUUCACCCAUUUUAAAAAAGAAGAUAUAUUAAAAAUAGUAAUAUUAUUAUUUAAAGUAACAAGAAAAUAGCAAAUUUUACUGACUGGUAACAGAUUAACUUUGAUUCAAUAGAAUCCAUUACCAAAGAUCUGUUCCAACAACGAUCACAAACCAGUCAAUAACACCAGGAUUCUGCGCAGUAGAGAAGUUGGCGGUCCCAAUAAUUUAUUGCGCAUAAUCCUGGUGUCAGUGACUGGUUUCUGAUCGUUUCUGGAACAUACCUUAAAUAUUUCCAUUAGAAAUUUGAUUUCCCAUGCCAACUUCCAAGUGUAUUUGGUCCCAUAUUUUUCACGAAAAAACAUUCCUAGUGGAUGUGUCGAGAAUACAAAAUAUAAAUUCCCAUAGGAAAAUUAUCUUUUUCCCAUGGGAAAAAAAGUCGAGAAUUGAGGCUAAGGGGUGUAACACUGGAUUGGUGUUUUGUACUGCCUUUUACGACUCGUACGCUUCAAACUGCAUUAUUUUAAACGAAUCAUCAACCGAGUGGGUGGUUCAUUGUAUCUGGUUGAAUAAUUGACCAUACUUUUGACAAAAUAAAUUGUAAUUCUCUAAAAUGCAUACAAAAUUACAAAAUUUGAAAUUUUAUGGUUAUAUUUGAAGUGCCGUUCUCUUGAAUACGUAUAGUGUAAAAAGUUAUGACCAAUUUUAUUUAUCAAAUCAAUGUUAUAAGCAGCGCCCUCUAUGAGAAAAGUGAAAAAUGUUGAGAAUUUUUGUGCUUGAAAACAUAAAGUUGUCAAUUUUCAAGUUGAUAAACUAAGUAUUUUUGAUAAUUAUGGCCAAUAUAGAAAAAUGAAUACCCUCAAAAUUCGGAUAAUGUAAAUUCAAGCAGUAUCCUGUAGGACCUCCAGAACUGAUUUCAGAUUGUUAAUGAAGUACCACCCUAUAAACAUUUCAUAUUCAUUAAUUUUUAAUAUUGGAUGAUUAAAAUGUAAAAAUUAUAAUGUACAUAGGCCUAGAUGUUUUUUUUUAAAUGUUUUUCUACAAAAAUGGAUUUAUUACUUUAGUUUGUUCAACCUUCUUCUUGUACAUGUAAUUACUGUGUAUUUGAAGAUUUUUUAUUUUAAAUCACAGACAAAUACGGAUACUUUAAAUUUACAAUUUCCUAAAAAUCCUUUAACUAUCUAAAUACUAAAUAUAACGGUUUUUACAAUGAUAAUAUACCACCUAUUUUAAUAAUUUUGUUUAUUAUUGCAUACGUUUUUAAAAUUGUUCAUCUGAGCAUUCCUUAAAAGUGAAGAAAAUUUUAAUAAAAUAGAGAAAAUAAACUCCAAUGUUAUAUACCGAUAUAAAUUUAUUUGUUACAAAAAAAAUUAUUUUGUGCACCACUUUGUGUUAUGUUAUAUACCGAUAUAAUUUUUUUUAUUUGUUACAAAAAAAAUUAUUUUGUGCACCCUUUGUGUUAUGUAUUAUUGGUGCCUGUAAUUAAUAAAAAAUAUCAACCGUCCUUUUCUGAAUCCAAAUAAAAAUAAUAAGUCUGUUUAUAUAUUAAAAUACUUUGAAGGCCCACAAUAGAACAGUAUUUUGCGAAAUGAAAGUAAUAAAAGUGCGAAAAAUAAUAAUAUUGCUAAUUUAAGAUUGUACAUAUUGUAUUUUAAUUGUAAGAAUAAACGUUAUGUUAUUUA
This is a messenger RNA of Psylliodes chrysocephalus, 6343 nucleotides long. NCBI's taxonomy places the organism in Eukaryota, Metazoa, Arthropoda, Insecta, Coleoptera, Chrysomelidae. The record is from the annotation of a GenBank genome assembly.